AUGUCAAUGGCGUGGCGCAAGGACACACUAAGGGGAUUCGAGUGCCAAACGCCUCUCCCCAAAGACAUCAUCAAUGUCAAAGCUGGGGACAAGCUCACUGCCGAGUGGCACCACACGCUCGAUUCCAAGCCCGAGACGGACAAGUCAGAUCCAAUUGACCCUGGUCAUUUGGGUCCCAUCAUGGUCUACCUUGCCAGAGUCGAUGAUGCUUUGUCUACCAAAGUGACGGGACUCAAGUGGUUCAAGAUCUACGAGGAUGGUAUGGAUGCUAAUGGCGAGUGGGCCGUUACUAGACUCUACAACAACAAGGGCCUGGUAGACUUUGUACUGCCGUCGUGCAUUCCCAGUGGACAAUACCUCCUCCGCGCAGAGCUCAUUGCUCUCCAUGCCGCCUCAAACUACCCCGGUGCUCAACUCUAUAUGGAGUGUGCUCAAAUCAACGUGACAGGAGACCCCCACCCCCUCCUCGCCCAAGUCCCCCUAACACUCUCGCCCUUCCUCUCCCUCCCCACAUCCGUCCCCCUGCCAUACUCCUACGUAACCCUUCCAUCGACGCUGCCUCCCUCGAUCCUCUCCCAGCAGCAGCAACAACAAGACCCGUCCAACCCCAACGCCUCUGCGUCGAAGCCAGCAUACGUCACCUCAUCAACGGGCACAUCAGCGCAUCCAGACCAGAUACUCACGUCGUGUGUCGCGCUACAAGAGCACCUGGCUAAGCUAGAAGCGGACGCGAGGAGGACGUUGGCGGAGUGGGAGGAGAGGCGGCGGAAGGAGGAUCUCGCGGAGAAGAGGAGGGUUGCGCCUGGGUGGUUGGACAGUGGUGUGCAUAUUAUUAAGCCGGAGGGACCUGGUGACAAUAAUGCGUCGGCCAAGGAAGAAACGGUGCAGGAGCAGAACCUUAUGGAUCUAGAUCCCCAGGCGGAGCGCAAGGCACAAGAAGGCGAGGAGCUGGACAGGGUAUUUGGCGGAUUACAGGUUUAA
This is a messenger RNA of Alternaria incomplexa, 981 nucleotides long. RefSeq lists its product as uncharacterized. The record is from RefSeq and is a predicted model, not a curated record. The coding region runs from base 1 to 981 and encodes 326 amino acids. NCBI's taxonomy places the organism in Eukaryota, Fungi, Ascomycota, Dothideomycetes, Pleosporales, Pleosporaceae. The transcript is spliced from 5 exons.